AUGACGGGGCGGUUCGUUCCGCAUUGCCACAUUUUGGAGCGCAUGUUAACGUCGGGCAUUAUGGAUCGGCCCACCUUGUCGAACGGGCGUGAAGACAUUGGCCACGUCAAGUGGAUCAUACUUGUCUGUACUUUGCUUCUCACAAUCGGUGGCAACCUGAAGCGUAGGACGUGGUUGGUCAUCCAGAUAAUGACACAAUUUUUUCUGGAGGGGGGAGUGAAGAGCGGAUUGCUUCGCUGCUCGUUAUCUGCGACUUGUUUUAGGUGCUUGAUAAACUUCGUUGAGAUUUGUUGUGGUUUCCACCGAAUCUUGACCUUGCUGAGGCGAUCGUCUUUUUACGUGCCACACGUUCACCUGGUGAAGAUGCUGCUGAAGAACGAGAUGUGCAAGCUACAUGCCACGUUCCGCAACCCUUUCGAACGCCUGGGCGACGUUUUCGGAGUCUCGCCGGAUUCGUGUGAAAUGCCGCUGCCUGCGACCAAUAGAAACACAAGCAGGGGCCAUUAUACACCGCACUCCGUGAGGUUUGCAGCGAAGCUUAUAAGGAAGCGUUGUCUGGACGUGGGAUCGCAGGAUGAAAUGAACCCCAAGGUGCGGCAACACCGUGUGGAUACAACGCUGGCGCAUCCAGUGUACCUGAAGUUGUUGUGUGCCAUAGACAGAAAUGUGAGCAAUGUAAAGGUAGCCCCCACAGUUGAUGCGGUGAUCAGGGGACAGAAUAGGUACGUAAUCCUGGAGCACUUGGCAUUCAGGAGGGGCCGAAUGGCGUGGUUACCCUACGCGUUAAGCACCUCCGCUACUAUGGGGUCCGCUUUCCAGGCUCCGAUGUCAAUGCUGUCGCACCUCUAUCUGCAUCACUAUGGCCUCGAUGACAUCCUAUCAACACUGGUUGUACAGGACCACCUGAACGUGGUACAACGCACACAGGCUUGCCAUGUACUAUCAGAGAACCCGCGAUUAGUGGCUAUGGUGCUCCCACAACUCGUCCAGUCGCUUUCGGUCGAUCCUGGUGACCGCAUUUGGCACCUUCUAUCGGCGUCGUUGAAAAGCGGAUUGGUGCUUGAGCGUCUGCCGUAUUUUUUGGCCUGCAUGCUGCACAGUAAUGAGGAUCUGAUCACUGCUCGUAAGGCUGCGUCGUUUCUUGAUUUGAUUGUGAUGGGGGCCAACCGAUCGGCCCCUUUGCGUCAGGAGAUAAGGAACAUUUCCAUGCACAGCAACUUGCUUAAUCUCUCGUCCAAAUUGGCGACUGCAGACGUUUCGGAGCGCCCCGCUGCACUAGUUGAAGGCCUCCUAAAAGUCAACGAGUCGUGCGCAAACACCGGCCAGCUCCAGGUCUUUGACGACAGUCUUGAGCAAGGCGCACACAUUAUCGGCAGCCGCACUUCCGGUUCACCAACGAGGAAGAAUGUGCGGUUUGUGGACCCGCAAAGUGCAAAGGUACUCACGUCUGCCACCCGGGCACCAUUCAUGGUCGACUUCUUUCUGGAACCUAAAAGCACCACCCGCUACAUUUACAAGAUGGCAGACGACAUGCGUCAAGAUGCGUUGGUGGUGCAGGUCAAGCUGGUGUUACUGCACAUAUUCCGCCUGUACAAUCUGGAGGCCUAUUUGCAACCGUUUCUCGUGGUGCCGUAUUCCACAGCACUGUCCACCUUGUUCAGGAUGCGGAACAAGGCUAUCAUCAGGUCACAUUCGGCGUUUGCUACUUCUGAUGUGAAACGCGUAUCGCCAAUGCAGAUACCGCGGCUUCACACAACUCCAUCUGCCUCUUACAUGGACAGUGAUUCCGUGGACAGCCGGAUGUAUGGCACGGCGGUUUCCCAUAAAACCGAGGGCAGUUGUUUGGAUGUUUCCACCCUGUGCGGUGCCUCCGCAAACGUUUCCGAGUUGGAUUGCGCAUUGCCUACAAACGAAGGGGAAUGCCCAACGCCCAGGUGGUUCCGUAUCGCAUGUUUGCGCCCCUUCCAUGGGAGCAACCCAAUGCCCGCGUGCAUAGACGACAUCGUUGGCCGUCCGUACGUCCUAGGCGGUAUAAUUGGUUUCAUUUCGGGCACGAUAAGCCGACAUAACAUUGGGAAGGAGUACGGAGGCACUCUAGAGGACUACUUCGUCCUGAAGUUUGGCCCUAGAGGCAGCCCCGCGUUCGACAAGGCCAUGGAGAACUUCAUAAAUUCGCUGGCCGGCUACUCGUUGUUGUGCUUCCUGCUGCAGAUAAAGGACCGCCACAACGGCAACCUCCUCAUCUCCCCAGUUGGACACAUCCUGCACAUCGACUUUGGAUUCAUUCUGGGUUCGUCGCCAGCCGCCGAUGUGCAGUUCGAGCACGCCCCGUUCAAGCUCACCAAGGAGAUGACCGAUCUACUGGGUGGCGUGGAGUCUGACAAUUUUAGGCGCUAUGUGCGUCUGCUGGUGUCUGCCUAUAUGUGUGUUCGCCAGGAGUCGACGCUAUUGAUAGCCCUAGUGAAGCUGCUCGAGCAUUCCGGCCUGCCGUGCUUCCGGCGCACCUCGGUGAUGAAGUUGCGGCAGCGGCUCUACCUCGAGGCCACCCCCGAACGCGCCGCCGGGUACAUGCUGCGCAAGAUCCACAUCUCGUUGCACAGCAAGACCACUAUGGUGUACGACAUGGUGCAGGCAUGGCAGCAGGGAAUAGAACAUUAG
Messenger RNA from Babesia ovata, 2658 nucleotides. RefSeq names its product phosphatidylinositol 4-kinase. Gene Ontology annotation, biological process: phosphatidylinositol-mediated signaling; phosphatidylinositol phosphate biosynthetic process. Gene Ontology annotation, molecular function: 1-phosphatidylinositol 4-kinase activity. The record is from RefSeq and is a predicted model, not a curated record. The transcript has a single exon. Gene Ontology annotation, cellular component: cytoplasm; plasma membrane. Bases 1 to 2658 code for a protein of 885 amino acids. Lineage: Eukaryota; Apicomplexa; Aconoidasida; Piroplasmida; Babesiidae.